Messenger RNA from Lasiosphaeria miniovina, 1842 nucleotides. Its product is annotated as nucleophile aminohydrolase. The record is from RefSeq and is a predicted model, not a curated record. The transcript has 4 exons. Lineage: Eukaryota; Fungi; Ascomycota; Sordariomycetes; Sordariales; Lasiosphaeriaceae. Bases 1 to 1842 code for a protein of 613 amino acids.
AUGUCCGAACCAGCCUCUGCGCCCUUCGUUUAUGGCGGUGAUAGUUUUAGCGCCUUUCCGAGCAGACGGAGUGUCGUCCACAGUACAAAGGGAAUCAUAAGCACGAUUUCGCCUUUGGCAAAUGAGGCUGCUCUGAAGAUCCUUCGCGAUGGAGGCAACGCGGCGGCAAGUCUCCCCAUGCAUGAUGCUGCUGUUGCAGCCGCGGCUGUUCUAAAUCUUGUCGAUCCUGCCAUGACCGGGAUAGGGGGAGAUGCCUUUGCCCUGUUCUACGAUGCCAAGAACAAGAAGGUGCACGCUCUCAACGGUUCCGGACGCUCAGCAGCAAAGGCGAAGCCUGAUGACAUCUGUCGCGAUCUCAACAUCGUUGACCGUAUUUACGGAACCAUCCCCCCGACCUCAGCCCUCUCGGUGACGGUUCCUGGCGCUGCUGCCGCAUGGGUUGACAUUGUCAGCCGUUUCGGCUCUGGUGUCUUGUCGUUGGAACAAGUGCUUGCUCCCGCCAUUGAUCUUGCCGAGAACGGCUGUCCCAUCAGUGAAAUAAGUAGCUACCAUUGGGCAGCGACAGAGGAUGAACUCCGGGGCAAACCGAAUGGGAUAGAUCUGUUGAAGAAGGACCCAGCAGCGCCACUGGGUCAUAGAGCGCCUCGACCUGGAGAGCUCUACAAGAAUGGGCUCCUGGCUGGUACCUUUCGACGGCUUGCGGAGCACGGAAAGGGGGGCUUCUACGAAGGCCCUGUCGCUGAAGCGAUUGUCCAGGCCACCAGCAGUAUCGGUGGAUAUUUGACACUGGACGAUCUCAAAGAUCAUGAAAGGCUCGGGAGUGAUAUCACCGAGCCCAUCUCGUUUCGUCUCCAGCCGCAGGCAUUUCGGAAGGACGGCUCUCAGGACGACAAAGCAAUCGAGCUCUGGGAGCACGCGCCGAAUGGGCAGGGCAUUGUUGCUCAGAUCACACUUGGAAUCCUGCAGGCGUUGGAAAAGGGGGGCAAGAUCCCAAAGUUUGGCCAGCAAGAUCACAACUCGGCUGUGUAUCUCCACGCCCUUGUCGAGUCCUUAAAGAUAGCCUUUGCGGACGGCUCCUGGUUCAUUACCGAUCCCCAGGCAACCGAUAUCGACCCGCUGUCGUUGAUCGCCGAUGAGUAUCUCGCUGAACGAGCCUCGUUGUUUCAACCCGACAGAGCUUCUGUGGUGCUGAGUCCUGGCUCGCCCGUGCACAAGACCAGCGACACGAUUUAUCUUGCCGUCACGGAUCCGCAGGGAAAUGCGUGCUCGUUCGUGAACAGCGUGGCCGACACGUUUGGCAGUCGCAUUAUCCCUCCUGGCGUAGGUUUCGUGCUGCAGAACCGAGGAGCCGGCUUUCAUCUCAAUCACGAGCACCCGAACGCAUAUGCGCCUGGCAAAAGACCGUAUAACACCAUCAUACCGGCGCUGGUGACCAACGCCAGCGAUGGUAGCCUGCAUACUGUGCUCGGUGUCAUGGGUGGCGCGAUGCAGCCACAGGGUCACGUCCAGGUGUUGCUGAACAUGGCGGUCUUUGGCAUGAACCCUCAGGUUGCACUCGACGCCCCGCGCGUGUGCAUUGGCGUCAGUCUUCCCGGGAAGUCGACAGACCCGAGCAAGAACGUUGACAGCACGGUUUACCUGGAGGAAGGGAUCAGUGACGAAGUUGUGCAGGCUUUGGCGCAAUUGGGCCACGACGUCAAGGUUCUCGUGGGGGCGAGCCGGUCGCUUUUUGGGCGCGGUCAGGUUAUCCGCGUCCAUCGUGACGCCACAUUCGACGGGCAGCGAGUCUAUUCGGCCGGCAGUGAUAUGCGUGGCGAUGGCGCAUCGGCGCCUCUCAUUUAA